AUGCUCAGAAAUGCUGCACUUGUUCUGUUAGCAGUUUGCAGCGGCCAUUUCAAAGGGAUCAUCACAAAGACGAGAAAGAGAGAGAGAAAGAGAGAGAGAGGGGGAGAUCAGGAAGAAGCAGCUAUUCUCAAGAUGCUGGCAGCCUGCCUCCUGAGAAGAGUUGUCCUUACAGUUCCUUUAGCUUUUCUGGUUGCACUGCUCUUCACGGAGCCUGCUAGAGCUGAUCAAGAAGCAGGAACAGCCAUACCAGCUGAAAGCCGUCCCUGUGUCGAUUGCCAUGCAUUUGAGUUCAUGCAGAGGGCUCUGCAGGAUUUAAAGAGGACAGCAUAUAAUCUAGACACACGGACAGAAACACUGCUUCUUCAGGUGGAAAAAAGAAAUCUGUGUGACUGUGUAACUGCAAACCUGCUAAACUGAAUCCUGGAGGCCAGCCAAGGAGUGUCACCUGUUCAGCGAUCUUUAAAAAGCAGCUGUAUAAAAUACAGCUUUAUGGAGUUAAUUUUGCAAGCAUGUAUGCCCAAUGUACAGAGGAAAUUGCGGGGGGGUGUCUUACGUGUUUGUUUCUUCUGUUUCUUUCUUUUUUUUUUUAAUGGUCUUCUCUUUUCACAUCCACUGAGUUGCCAGUAAAGGCUCAGUUCAGUAAAUCUGUUACUUGGUAUUAGAAUAGGGAAAAAUCUACUUGCUUUGAUUUUUAAGUCAGAGUUGGCCAAGUGUAACCCACAGGAUAAAUAUGGCCAGCACUGUUACAGAGAUGCUUGCAGCUGAUUUUUGUCUCUAAUGUCAAUGUUUCUCUGUGGCAACUUACCCAAUUAUACAGCGAAAGGGCCUUGUGGUCCCUGUCAGUUUUGCCUCUUUGUCAAAAAUUAUGGAAGUCCUUUUUGCUUGUUAUGUGCACUGUGACCACAUUCAGACAUGAUGCAGUUCUGUCAGCUGUAAUGAGGUAUGUGUCCUGAGGAGGUUCAUGUGCUGUACUUGGACCAAAGUGGCCUAUAUCCUAGUGUGGAGUCUUCUGGUAUCCUGGGUAAGAGUAUUGUCUUUUUAAUUAAAACUUUGCAUUUCUUCUUCUCGUCCUCCUGGACAGUCCACUCUAAAACCACCGUAUCUAUAAACAGCUCUACCUUAGCAAGUUAAAUGGGUUGAAUAGAAAAGCAGAAAAAGGAGAAUAAGACCAUGACUAGGCAGCCUUGCCAGUUCCAGCUCUACCAAGAUGUUACCACCAGCAGCUGCUCAGGACCACAAUGCAGAAGGUUACAGACUCCAUGUGUUGCCAAGGAGCUUCUUCAUGUGAGUGUUCUUUACUUCAGGUGAAACACAGUGGUUAGGUCAGUCAUAUUUUGUUCAUUCUGUGAUAUUGUAAGGACUAAACUGUGAACUUCUGAAUCUCUCCUUGUAAUUUUCUUUGGAAGCAGCUCUUUUAUUUCAGGCAAGAAGAAAGACUUGGGCACCUGAAAGCUGAGGUGAUUUUUUCCUCAACACUAUCAUUUUGUUCUAAGGUACUCUGCCCACCUACAAGUCUGAAAGAGGUUGAACAGUUUGAGUAGAUGCUCUUGAGUUUGUUUGAUGUGAUUUAGAGCCUUCUCAAACCAGUCCAACAGUGAGGCUGCAUGGUGCUAGCUAAAUGCCAUGGGGAGUGGAAGACAGCUGGGCAUCUGAAGGUCAAAAUCUAUUCAGCUGAAUUUAGGAGAAUUUAGGUGCCUGUCUGCAGCCUCACCUCCCUAACUAAAAUGGCAGGACUUUGCUGGAAGAGAAUUAGGAGUCACAGGAACUGCUCUGGCAGUGCAGCUGUAGGUGUGGUACAAACAAUUGGCAGAGUAGGGGAACACAGUAGACUGCCUGAAUGAUUUGCAAAAUGAACAUCUGUCCACAGUUAAACCAGGUUUGGAAAAACGAUUUCUGCACACUGAAAAGUCCAGGAUACCCUUCUGGAUAGGAUCAAGAUAAUAAGCCAGCAGAGAAAUUUAUUGCAAAUGGAAGAGGAAGGAAUUCUGUUGGUUUGGGUUUUUUUUAAUCUCUUCCUGAAGCACCUGUGCUGUGUAUAUUUUUCACUAAGUCUUUUCAUACCCCACAGAAGCAUUGGCACCAGUCAUAUCUGACUGCUGUGCAAAACAAGAGUAACUGCCAGCCCCAGCUGAAGCUCCACUCCCAGUGGGAGACGGCUGUGGGGAUUUGAUAAACUUCUUGGAGCAAGGCCUCCUUUAGAUGGCUUUAUCCCAAUCUUGAUUGUAGUGGAAUGGCUCUUCAGAGCUUCUUGACUAUUGCUGCAGUUGGGUCUUCCCUUCUUGUUCUAGAUUGGCUGUCCUUUCCACUGCUACUUUAAUUCCCUCUUCUGAUCUGGCAUUGCCUUCUCUCCAGGUCCAGGGAUUUCUUAGUAAACUCCUUCCCUCCAUUCUGACUCUGCAAGCCUGAAUGUUGGGGCUGAUACUGCUCAGGUCAGCAGCUGUACUGCAGGAUCAGAUGAUCUCCAGAGGUCACUUCCAACAUUACUGAUUCUAAGAUUCUCUGAUAAGCGUGUGGCUCUCCCACUUAACAGUGGAGUUAGCAAACAUGGUGCUGAGCAACACUGGUUCAGUUCCUGCCAAUGACCUUAAGUGAGGACCUUUUUUACUUGAGAAAUCAAGGGUCACACUGCAGAACUCAGAAGGUGUUCCAGAAGAUUGCAGGUGGUGAAAACUCUGCUCCAAAAGCUGAGUCCAUCAGUGGACUGUCCACUAGCCUGCUGAAAACUUACCAGCUUGUUAUGGGUGUGGAUAGGAACCCAACCACAGGCAACUCCUGCUUUCUGUGUCUGCACAGACAUCUGCAUGACAAAAGAAAAUCUGACCAUGUGGAAACAUUAAUCUUCAGUCAUUUUGCAUUCUGAUUCUCACUGCCAGAACUGGGGUAGUGAGCCUCGGGACAUGAUAGAUGUCAGCCCAAGAGAAAGCAGCAGGGAAAUCAAGGAGGGGAGUAAAUUGGGAAUAGCUUCUCUCAUUCUCUUGUUUAGGACCUAAAAAAUUAGAGAUUCCUUCCUUCCUGCAGAAGAUCCAUCAGAACCAAGAAUUUCCAUUAGGACUUGCUUUGUGCUCCUUUAGAGUCCACCUUGCCUAUUUUUCUUUAGUUGAAUGACUUCUCACUGUCACUUUUUUUUGUUUAAAACCACCAUAAUAGCAGGAGAGUGGAAGAUGGCUAAUAUAGCACAAACUCUAAAAAGAAUUGCUGAGAAGAUCUGGGAAAUAUAGACCAGCAGCCAGAAUAUCAGUUCUGGGCAAAUGAAGAGAAACUUUUGAAGAUCUUAAUUUGUAUGCCCAGAUCUAAUGUGACAUAGUGACAACAGUAAUGACCAUUUUUAUAGAGCAAAAGAAUACAGUAGAACUAGACAACGUGCAGACAAAAGCAACUAGAAUAAUCCAAAGUAAUGUGCAAAGAACAGACUAUGAGUCUUCAGUUUGAAAAAGAGAUGACUGAACAAGGAGAUGAUGGAGGUUUUUAAAAUCAUGAGUGAUCAGAGAAUGAUUGUUUGCUGUCCUCUCCCAAACAAGAACUGGUGUGCAUCACCUGGAGGCAGGUUUAGAGCAAAUAGGAUGAUGAGACUCUUCACCUACUAUGUGUUCAAACUGGGAACUUCCCCACUGCAGGAUGUUGCUGGUGCUAAAAAUUUAUGUGGGGUUAAAAGACAGUUGUUCCAACUCAUGUCUGAAAAGUCUAUUGCAAACUGUUAAGUAUAAAAACAUCAGUUUUGUUUCAGGAAGUGCCUGAAACACAAGUUACUGCAGACUAAUAAUGUUGUAGGAAGAAACUGUAGCUACCCUGGUUUUAUACUUCUCCCUAGACCUUUCCUAUUAGUCACUGCCAAGGACAGGACACUGGCUUUUAAAGGACCUUUGGUGUGAUCUGAUACAAUUGUUCUUAUGUGUAGAAAUUAACCUCUUAAAUUUAUAAAGCAAGCCUUUUCCCUGUGCUUCAGAAAGCCAUUCCUUCUAAUCCCUUAGAAACAAGCACCUUUGCAAAGCCUCUGAAUUCUGGGUAUCCCCACUGCCUGAGCGGAGGCCAGUGGGCCUGCUUCUUCAGCCCAGUGCAGAGACUGCUCCACAGGCAGGAGAAAACACUCCUUUAUAAAGGGAAAGUAAUGGGACAUCAAACCCCAGUGACAUGCCUACUGCCAGUAAGCCUCACUGUGGCCAAGAAGGAGCUAUGCAAUUACUCAGAAAUUUGUGUCUCCUAUGUAGUGUACAAACUCAGUCCUGACCAGAGGAAGAUGACUGCUCUGCCUAGCUUUUACUCCUUGCUUCUGCUUCUGCCUUGGCUUUUGCUCAAGCCACUGCCUUGGCUGCAAGGUUACAGGCAUCUGUGCUGACUACUGGAUAUGAUGAUCAUCAUUCAUGUGCCAUAAUGAAAUCUUACAGCAGUGCACUCCUUAGUAGCACACUUGUGCAUGUCAAAAAUGUCAGAGGAUGAUUGUAUGCUGUUGUGCUCAUGGUGUUGCGCUCUUUCCCACUGAGCUGGGAAAAAUGUAUGUUCUUAUGUCUUUGGUGCGCCUGGCACUGUUUUGCCUCUUCUCCCUCUUCAUCUUCACAUGCAGUAUUUUCUCUGUCCUCUUCAAGCAUGGCAUAUUUUUAACAUGAAAAGAGGAAGUGCAAGGGCUAGAAAGGGUUUAUACGAACAGACUGACUUUCUGUUCCAGUUGUCCUUAAAACUCUGCCACUGUGCCUCCUGCAAGUGCAUUUUUUUUCCUCAAUAUCCAAAGGUCCCUGCUAAAUCCAAACUGUUGUUUUGUAUGUAUUUAACAGGGCCAUCAGAACAUGCACGUGGUCUUUUUACUAUAUGUUUUGUCCUGUUUUUCUUCCUGUACUGCAUUUUUUCAGUGGUCUCUUGCUUUGUGAGUGCACUGGAAGCUGCUUGGGGCAAAAAUCUUGUCGUGUUAAUAGCACUAGAAGUUGGCCAUCACACCUUCAACCAUUGUGAACUUAUUAAAUAAAAAUCAAUGUAAAAUAUGCCUGUCUGUUGCUCAAGUUUGAAACAUAAUAUUUGUUUUUAUAUAACAGAUGGAUACAGAAUGAAUCCAGGUUUUCAGUUUGAUCUCCGUGGAGAUAUCCCUUAAACUUCUUGCUCCAGCUUACUUUUUUGUCUUGAGCUUUGUAGAGAUGGGGAGUGGCAGAAAUAGUAUUUUCAUAGUCUCUUAGCUCUUGAAUUUUAAAAAGUAGUUUAAAACAUGAGAAAAAGACUUCCAGGUGGUGGAGGCCAUGAGAAAACAAAUAAAAAUAUAUGCAUUUAUUCUAUUUCUUAUGUUGAUCUGCUUUUGCUUGUCUUUCCUGGUAGUCAAGGUUGCAGACCUACAGGAGGAGUAGUUUGACAAUAAUAAUUAUAUAUUUACAUUAGUUUUCACUGUGAUUCUGGCUUUAUGAUAGAUAUGACAAAUGGGAUCUCUCUGAAUGCUUUUGAGAUACCCAAUACCAAAGAGUGUUUCCCACAACUUGAUCCUGUAUUUUCCAGGAUCAGAUUUUUGUCAUCAUUUGAUUUCUGCUCUGAACCAUGUACUUGUUGAAAACCUACAUAACACAUCAGUUUGUCUUCACUAGCCUUGAGCACAUUUUGUAGUUUAAAUCAAAGAAUGUGAUGCUGCACUUUCCUGGUCAUUUAAGUCCUGUUUG
Molecule: messenger RNA, 5627 nt
Organism: Rhea pennata
Lineage: Eukaryota; Metazoa; Chordata; Aves; Rheiformes; Rheidae
Product: NELL2-interacting cell ontogeny regulator 1-like
Exons: 4
Coding region: 1-417 (138 amino acids)
Source: RefSeq, a predicted model, not a curated record